CAGCGCCGCCUCCUGCUCCUCCCGCUGCCACCCUGAGUCACUGACUGCACAGCUCCGGCCGCCUGGAUACCUGUGCUAGCCAUCGAUAUUUGGAGUUCUUAUAACAUGGCAGACAUUGACAACAAAGAACAGUCUGAACUUGAUCAAGAUUUGGAUGAUGUUGAAGAAGUAGGAGAAACUGGUGAAGAAACAAAAAUCAAAGCGUGUCAGCUGACUGUUCAGAUGAUGCAAAAUCCUCAGAUUCUUGCAGCCCUCCAAGAAAGACUUGAUGGUCUGGUAGAAACACCAACAGGAUACAUUGAAAGUUUGCCUAAGGUAGUUAAAAGACCAGUGAAUGCUCUCAAAAACCUUCAAGUUAAAUGUGCACAGAUAGAAGCCAAGUUCUAUGAAGAAGUUCAUGAUCUUGAAAGAAAGUAUGCUGUUCUCUAUCAGCCUUUAUUUGAUAAGUGAUUUGAGAUCAUUAAUGCAAUUUAUGAACUUAUGGAAGAAGAAUGUGAAUGGAAACCAGAUAAGGAAGAUGAAAUUUUGGAGGAAUUGAAAAAAAAGGCCAAAAUUGAAGAUGAGAAAAAGGAUGAAGAAAAACAAGACCCCAAGGGAAUUCCUGAAUUUUGGUUGACUGCUUUUAAGAAUGUUGACUUGCUCAGUGAUAUGGUUCAAGAACAUGAUGAACCUAUUCUGAAGCACUUGAAAGAUAUUAAAGUGAAGUUCUCAGAUGCUGGCCAGCCUAUGAGCUUUGUUUUAGAAUUUCACUUUGAACCCAAUGAGUAUUUCACAAAUGAAGUGUUGACAAAGACAUAUGGCAUGAGGUCAGAACCAAAUGAUUCUGAUCCCUUUUCUUUUGAUGGACCAGAAAUUAUGGGUUGUACAGGGUGCCAGGUAGAUUGGAAAAAAGGGAAGAAUGUCACUUUGAAAACCAUUUUUAAAAAAAAGCAGAAACACAAGGGAUGUGGGAUAGUUUGUACUAUGACCAAAACAGUUUCCAAAGAUUCUUUCUUUAAUUUUUUUGCUCCUCCUGAAGUUCCUGAGGGUGGCGACCUGGAUGAUGAUGCUGAAGCUAUCCUUGCUGCAGACUUUGAAAUUGGUCACUUUUUACAUGAGCAUAUAAUCCCAAGAUCAGUGUUGUAUUUUACUGGAGAAGCCAUUGAAGAUGAUGAUGAUGAUUAUGAAGAAGGUGAAGAAGUGGAUGAGGAAGGGGAAGAAGAAGAGGAAAAUGAUCCAGACUAUGACUCAAAGAAGGAUCAAAACCCAGCAGAGUGCAAGCAGCAGUGAAGCAGGAUGUGUGUGGCCUUGAGGAUAACCUACACUGGUCUACCUUCUUGCUUCCCUGGAAAGGAUGAAUUUUCAUCAUUUGACAAGUUCAUUUCGAGUUUUAUGUUGUUUGUUUGCUUGCUUGUUUUUGGUUUUGCAGCCUAAAAUAAAAAUGUCAAAUAUAAUUUUAGUUCUCACAGAUAAUGUCUUAAUUGUGUACUAAUUCAGGCAGAAACAGAGCCCUAGCUUGACUUAAACAUUAUACUCAGUUUACCAUUACAUUGAAAAAAGGGUGCCAACUUUGGAAGAGGCGUACUGAAUCUAGUAAGAAAGUGUAAAAAACAAAGACAAAUAAUGUAUUUUUUAAAGAAAAUUUAAGUUUUAUUUCUUUUGGUUGAAACACAAGAGGGCCCCAAGCCUCUAUGGUUAAUUCCAGUUCUUAUUGUUUAAAGUAUGAGCAUGUUAUUUACCCAUGCUUUUGCUUACUAUGUAUUAAAAUGGGUAGUACUGUUUACUUAACUACCUCAUGUGUUAGGCAUAUUAAAUUAAAUUAUUUGAAAUGUUUCUCAAUCUUAUUAAAAGCUCAAACUUUUGGACCUAUUUGCACCACAAGUAUGAUAUUCAGCCUUUUAUUCUACCACAGUUUGAUAAAUAAACUAGAAAACAAAACUUAAGUACUUUAUUCCGGGAUCUGGUCACACAACGUUCUUUGUGUGGCUCCUAUUUUAAUAGAAAUAGAUGGACAGCCAAUUAUCUGAAAAGGUCUAAAGAUUGUUUUAGGUAUUUUAGUUAUGACCAUGUUGUAGAGAUCAUGGUACUAAAAUAAAAAUAACACUGUGGGGCUGGGUGGAAUGCUGUUACAUUUGAGGAUUGUAGAGCCACAUUUCAAAUACCUCAGGCUAAUUACUGUUAAUUUUUUGUGGUUAACUUAAAAGCUUUGGCAGUAAGCGUGGACUAAUUGGAUUGUAAUUGUAGAACAGCUUAGUGUUUCUGCUCAUAAUAAAAUAACAUUAGGUUCAUUUUUAGAAGUAAUAAAGCUUCCAUUUUUGGAAUGUGAAUGAAUACAUUGUUAUUUGUAUAGUAUUAUCUGUUUCACUCCUGAGAUUUUAAUUAACUACUGGAAAUCCUUAACCAAUUGCGAUAG
Molecule: messenger RNA, 2392 nt
Organism: Phyllostomus discolor (pale spear-nosed bat)
Lineage: Eukaryota; Metazoa; Chordata; Mammalia; Chiroptera; Phyllostomidae
Product: nucleosome assembly protein 1-like 1
Biological process (GO): nucleosome assembly
Cellular component (GO): chromatin; nucleus
Molecular function (GO): chromatin binding; histone binding
Source: RefSeq, a predicted model, not a curated record